Messenger RNA from Helicoverpa armigera (cotton bollworm), 655 nucleotides. RefSeq lists its product as uncharacterized. Bases 8 to 655 code for a protein of 215 amino acids. The transcript is spliced from 3 exons. The record is from RefSeq and is a predicted model, not a curated record. Gene Ontology annotation, molecular function: serine-type endopeptidase inhibitor activity. NCBI's taxonomy places the organism in Eukaryota, Metazoa, Arthropoda, Insecta, Lepidoptera, Noctuidae.
AGAGGAUAUGGAGCAUAACAAAGUAUUAGCCAAGCUGGUGAGGAUGCGGUGUACGAGGCGGUUCUCGCCAGGAGUUUGUGUCAACGAGGUGGCUCCGGUGUGGACCUUCGAUUUCUUGGCGCAGAACUGCACAGAAAGACUAGGCUGCGCAAACAACUAUCGCUCCAACCGAUUCCGAAGCUACCGUACAUGCAUGCGACGCUGCCGCCCCCUCUUGGACAUCUACUUGAAGAUGGUGGAGUACCAGGAGAGGAACUCCUCAGCUAAUGGCAGCGACAGCGACGAUAGCAGCGAUGAGGAGAAGUAUUAUGAUGAAUGGGAGGCAAAUGUGACGGAACACCAUGCUAGUUAUACGGAGAACAGAUAUUUGGAUUCGGGGAAUUUGACUGAUGAUUUAAUUUUGAGGGCAAAGUCUACAAAACACCAAGGUUCACCGACAUCAAGGUCACGGUCACCUUCAAGGUCAAGGUCACCAACAACCGUGACCCCAGCUGACCUGACCGAGGAUUUUGAAGAGGAGGAAUAUGACGAGGAAGACCAGCGGGCCACUUUUGUAGUGUACAAGGAAACGGAUAUUGACGAAGCUAUAAUGUUGCCAGAUGUGGAUUAUGUACCUGGGGUUAUUAGCUCGGAGGUUGAUAAGUUGUAUGGGUAA